GAGGACUGCUGCUGUGACACCAGAGGACUGACUGCUGCCUUGGCACCAGCCCCUUGUCCCUCCUGGCAUCUCCUCCCGAUGGCCCUCCAGAGGCUUUGUGUGCUCUCGGUGACGCUGCUGUGGGGCUGCACAGUGUCCUUCCCCUCCCAGCCCACAGCUGCCCCACCACGAGACCUUCAGAUCACUGACCCUGGGCUCUUAGGCUGCCUUGACAUCGAAUGGAAGCCUCCUGCCAGCCUGCUGAGCUUCAACGACUGUGCAGUCACCUACAAGUUUGAGUACCGCAACGCUGGGGACAGGGACUGGAAGGUUAUUUUUACUAGGAAGCUAAAAUUCAGAGUUGGGUUUGACCUCAGCAGGACUGUCGAAGCGAAGGUGCAGACACUGCUCCAAGGAAGCUGUACCCACGGCGUGGAGGUGCACAGUGACUGGAUUUAUGCCACCUUCCAGGUGCCACUGCAAGGAAAACUGGAAUCAGAGGUUCAGAAUUUCCACUGCAUCUAUCACAACUGGGAGUACCUUAAGUGCACCUGGCAACCAGGUCUCCUUGCCCCUCGAGGUGUCCAUUAUGGGCUGUAUUAUUGGUACGAGGGGCUGGGCCAGGUGGUGCAAUGCGAGGACUACAUCCAGGAUCAGGGCAUCAACACAGGCUGCAGGCUGCAGAACCUGAGCCAGGCGGAGUACAAGGAGCUGAGCAUCUGCGUCAACGGCUCGGGGGCAGCCACGCUGCUGCGGCCGCUCUACGUCACCCUGCGCCUGCAGGACCUGGCAAAGCCCUUUCCCCCGCAGCAACUGGUGCUUUCCAUGUCUGCAUCCGGGGAGCUCCAUGUGGCAUGGAGCCCACCAGGUGGGGAAACACCACCCCAGUGCCUGGAGUAUGAAGUUCAGCUGGCAAGAGAUCAGGGGCAGGCCAAGGCUGCCUGGAUGUCUGUGUCAACCCAGAUGGAGACAGCUUUGUCCAUUCCCCGAGCAAACCAAAGCCUCGCUGCCUGCGUCCGUGUCCGGGGCAGGACAAACAUCUUCUGUGCUGAGCAGGGCUUCUGGAGCGAGUGGGCACAGGAGUGCUUCUCUGAGGCCAGAAAAGGGGACAAGCAGCUCCUUAUCCUCAUCCCACUCAUCCUGAGCCUGUCAAGCAGCCUCAUCACAUUUGUGUUGAUUGGCCAGUGCAGGAAAAGGUCCCCUGCAGGAAAGCUGCCCCUGGAUGCCUCCGUGGGAAGCUAACUCUGCCUGUGACUGCUGUACCUCCUGUACUGGAUGGAUUGCUCUCACAACAUCACCCAAGAAGCCCUGAGCUGUCCAUAGCCCACAAGGGGCUUCUCUGCCUGCUGCCAUCCCAGAGCCUGGCUGCUGCAAUUCAAGCACUCAGCAGGCCAAGGAAAACAUUGGAGGAGUUUCAAGGGGAGUCUGGAGCAAGCUCCUGGUCACAGGACAUGGGAGAGAAAGGAGGCAGCAGCAGCAGCUGCCCUGAAUA
Pogoniulus pusillus (Red-fronted tinkerbird) is the source of this 1471-nucleotide messenger RNA. It is a transcript of the gene IL13RA2, whose product is annotated as interleukin 13 receptor subunit alpha 2. Gene Ontology annotation, molecular function: protein binding; cytokine receptor activity. The coding region runs from base 79 to 1221 and encodes 380 amino acids. Gene Ontology annotation, biological process: cytokine-mediated signaling pathway. Gene Ontology annotation, cellular component: external side of plasma membrane. The record is from RefSeq and is a predicted model, not a curated record. The transcript has 9 exons. Lineage: Eukaryota; Metazoa; Chordata; Aves; Piciformes; Lybiidae.